Messenger RNA from Amborella trichopoda, 5678 nucleotides. NCBI's taxonomy places the organism in Eukaryota, Viridiplantae, Streptophyta, Magnoliopsida, Amborellales, Amborellaceae. The record is from RefSeq and is a predicted model, not a curated record.
GACCAUCAAGCUGUAAUUAACCAGAGAGAGAGAGCGCUUCAAUCUCAGAAGGGAGAGAGAGAGAGAGAGAGCUCUUCAAACUCAGAAGAGCUCAUCAAAAUCUAACAAACCCUAAGCGACUGUAAAAGCUAUCCGAAAAAACUUUAAGUAGCCUAAAAAACAGAAUUGAAGGCCAUGCGGACUCGCUUUCUAGUCCUUGAUUUCUUUAACCACAGCUCCGAUACAUCUGGUUUCACAUCUUUACCAGUCCCUAAGCUUCCUCCUUUGAAGGCUUCAGUUUUUUUGAAUCAUUCUGAAACGGAAGGGGAAUUCUGCUUCUUUGACUGUGUCUUCAGCCUUAGCCAUGGGCUACAAGCUCUAUCUUUCGAUAAAGCCUUAUCUGCCUUCCUUUCAUAUGUUAUUCCUGAGAAUUUGGCUUUGCAAAGAGACGAUUCUCUGGAAAAGCGUACGAGUGGAGGAAAUCAACCCAAAUUGAAAAGGAUUGAAUUCAAUCAGAGAGUGGAGUUGCAAAGGGCAAGGGAUUUCGAUUUGGUUAAGACUGGGGGAAAUGGGGCUCAAGAGAAGCAAAGCAAAGCUAAUGAAAAUACUUUAUUGGAGGAGGGAAAGAACGGUGCACUUUACAGGGUUGUUCAUUUUGAGACACCGGAGGUUGAUCUCCCUCAGGAGGUCACAACCCUUAUGUUGGAUAUGACAAUGCAAGAACUUGACACUCAAGAAUUUAAUUCUUUCUCUUGCUUCACACAGGACAUAUUUGACUUCAAUCAUGGAGACAUGGGCUUGCAUUGUCAUGAUUUUCCAAGAUCAAUAAUCGAACCCAUGCCUGCCAAGGCUUUUUCAGAGAAAGAAAUCCAUGAAGUUGAAAAUGCAAAUAUAGAUGCUGACAUGACACAUCAAUUCUCAGGUGACCUUACUCAUUUUGAGGUUUGUGAGAUUGGCCAUGAGGCAUACGAUGCACAAUUUGGAGAUGAAACGUUCCAUUCUCUGGUUGCCAGUGAAAUAAAUAGUCAUUUCUAUGAAAAUGACAUAGAGUUCGAUUUUGAAGAACUUCUAAGGUCAAGGACCAAUAGCAUGUGGAAGACUUUGUUGGAACUUGAUUCCUUUGAGCAGUGCAAAGAACCUCAUUCUACAUGCCUUGUACAGCUAUUAGAUAUGGAGUAUAAGUGUCCUGACAAUGACUUCUUCACCAAUACGAUGUGUUCGAGAAUUGAUAUGAAGAUCUUAGAUGGUGAUUCUUAUUCUUUGGUUCAUUAUAUCAAUUUUGAUAAGUAUCAAUUCCUGGACUGGUCUUAUUGUCAAGCAUUCCAUCUAGCUGAUUUAGAGUUGGUCACUGAAACUAAUUUAUUGGAGGUACUGCUCAAAGAAGACUUAAAUUCAGUUAAGACCUUCAAUGAAUGCAUUGUUGGUCCAGAAUUAGCAUUGGCAGAUGAGACAUUUCAUUCAUUGCCUAUACCUGCCCUGCCUGACUAUAAAGAGUUGUGUUCAUUAUGUGAACUUCUUGAUCGAAUUCUUGAUGAUUUAAAGCCUCACUCGGCAUCUGCCUGUGAUUGGAUUUACCUGGAUUGGCAUCUUUCUCAAGAAGAUAAAUGCAACCGUAAUAUUUGUUUAACUCUCAAGAGCAAGACAGAGAAGGUGGAUUCUAUCAAUACAUCUUCUAAACUGGAUUCCACUAAAGAAAUGGUGGAACUGGACUUCCUAUUUUUGGUUGAUGAUGAGCUUCCAGAUGCAUCAAACACAGUAUGGUUCAGUAAAGCAACCACUCAUGACUUUCCUGGCACUCUGACUUCAGCCUCAGUGCCUCUAACUAGAAGCAAUCCAUCUGUUCUGCGUGAAACAAAUAGCAGAAACAUACCUCAAGCUCUAAAAACCACAAUUAAGACGAACUCUGAGAAUCUCUCUUCACUCUAUGAGUCUAUGUCCAUAUCCAAUGAUCUGAGUUUCUUCAUACAUGCUCGAAAAGGCACGACCGUGGGAAAUGUUGAAAAUCUAAGCCAGGAGAAUGUUGCUAGAACCAGUCUUCUUGGUAUUUCCUCUAGGAACUCAACUGAGGCCUCUAUUCUCACACAGAGUACAAGUCAUAAGUGGAACGUGAAGAUACAUUGGAUUAAUCUUUGUGACCCUAUUAUGAAUAUUUUUCAUGAAAUCCAAAAGAGCUGUGUAGCCAUCUUGGAGAAUAUUGCUCUCUUACAAAGUAAAGGUACACUGAGUGUUGUCGACUAUGCUCUGCAUUUUUCAAAGUUGAAGCUUAUGGAUCUAAUAAAACACUCCGGCAAAUGUCUGUCCACUUUGGAGUGUGAAGAUGAAAAUUUCAUGAAUUUUAUUGCUCUGUAUGCCCUGAAGCAGAUGGCCUAUUACUUGUGUUAUUCUGGAAUCUACACAACUCAUCUAUAUGUGAUGAAUUUAGUUCAGAGUGUGAAAUUUCUCAAAAUGAGAUUGUCCUUACUACAGUCUUCAAUUGAAGAUGCACACAGUAAAGCAGAGAAGGGGCUUAUGGAAUCACAUCCUUCCCUUCCUAUUAUGGAAAGGAUCAUUACUUUGAGCUCUUCUCGAAAUGGUAAAAAAACACUAAUUGUGGCAGACAGGAUAUUCUGGUUGCCAUUGAAAAAGAAGCUGGCUACCAUGGGUAUGCUCUAUUAUGAAUGGGGCAUUGAUCGUAUGCAUUUGAGUCGGCAGAAUACUUUUGAAGACAAAGAGGAACCAACCCUCUCUAUUUUAGAGGCACUUCUGAAUUUUGAUUGCUUGAUUAUUUCACCUGAGAACGUUUGGUCAUCAUUUCCCUUUAAUGAGUUCAGCAUCAUCCUUGAAUAUGGGGGUCUAUAUGAUUCAUCUAGGGUAUCUGUUAUCUCCACAACAUUUGUUGGUCUACCUUGCAUUGAUUUUCUCAAGGUUAAUCUGGAUGAUCUUGAUGUCUCUGGCACACUAUGGGAUAGCUCUGAUGCUCUUGAGCAUCCUGAAGUUGUAAAGGAAGGUUCUAAUCAAACUUUCCGUACCUCACAUGAGGACUUUAACUGCUGCCAAUGGGUUAAACUGUUAAACUAUAUUCCGCCAUCAGAAAAGGGUGCUCAUAGCACAACUUCUAAAGCUUCAGAAGUAGAAGAAGCCAGCUCUCUGAUUGAAGCAGAAUCACAUGAUCCUAUGAAGCUUGGGACUCAAUUUACUUCACGUCCCAAUUUAGUUAUCAUUGUGAACACGCAGAAUCUUGAUAGAGAACUGCUUAUAUCUCGGAGAAGCUCAUACCAAAGGAUUCUUGCAAUGGAGAAAGAAGGUGUGCAAGUUGUGGAGAGAGAGAUGCCUGUGCCAGUGGACCUAGUGUUCAGUGCUACAAUGUGCUUGUUAUGGUAUACUGCUAGGAAGCUUGGUAUGAAUGCUCCGAUAAGGGCAGAAAGCUCUUCAUGCAUGCCUCUGUGCAUAGAGAAUAUAGCUUCUGAACUGUUGAUGUCUCUAAGCUUCACAUUCAGUGAUUGUAUACUGAUUUUCGAAGGGGACAGUAUCUUUCUUGGAGCAGUUAUGGAGUCAUCAGAUGGACUUUAUGCUGCAGCAGCUAGCCUGAAUAUGAAUUUGCAGCUGUUUUUUUCCAGCUCAUCUGAUUUAACUGACGACAUAAUCGAGAGCACCAUUAGACAUUCGGCAAGAUUGAAUAAAUGUUUAUACCCUGCAAUGCUUGAAUCUGAAACCUUAGCAGAGUCAUUUCUUACAAGCUUCCCUUCUAUCAACCCACUCUUAGCUCAUGCAGUCCUAUCAUGUGGUAUCACGCUUAGGGAGUUCCUAGAAUGGACACAUGAACAGAGAGUUAUGGCUUUAAGGGAUUAUAAUGUUUCUGAAGAAAGUGUUCUUCUGUUUAGUGCUUUAUGCAAGUAUGGAGAUUUGGGAGAAUCAAAAUCAGGAACGACUGAUUGUUCCUCACUAUCUUCUGCAAUGGAUACAGAUAGCAGUUACACUAACAGGCAGUCUCAUCAGAGGCCAGAAAUUCAGUCAAUUGACAUUUUAGAGGUUGACCACAUGCAUGUCAUGCCGUCAAAGAAGUACAAAGCAGGUGAACCAAGUGUUUCCCUGUUGUAUCAGUCAAAUGAGGGUUCUAAUGUGAAUGAACUGCAUAAAAAAAUCUUGGAAGGUAGAGAGACAAAGAAACAAAGUUAUGGAUUAGUGGAACCACAGAGGGAUCCAAGGCAUGGUUUGGGUACUACUCUAUUCAAAGAAAUUGAUUGGGGUGAUCUGAAUAGUGCUGAGGAUGCUACUAAAGGUUCAGAUGUUUAUAGAGUGCAUCAAACAUUAUCGGAAGGUAGAGGGAGAAAGAGCCAAAAUUAUGAAGUACUGAAAUCACAUCUGGGUGUGAAGCAGGGCUUGGGUUCUACUCUAUUGAAAGAGAUAGAUGACCGUGCUAGAACUGAGAAUGCAAAUAGAGGUUCACACAUUAAUGAAUUCCAUCGAAAAUCAGUGGAAGGAGGAGAGAGAAAGGAAAAAAGGCAUGAAUUUGUGAAACCCCAUCUGGGUCCAAAGCAGGGGUUGGCUACUACAUCAUCAAAAGAAAUAGAAUGGAUUGACCUCGAUAGAACUGACGAUGCACAUGAGGCCAUUAGAACUGAAGUAAUUGACCUUGAGACUGAUUUCUUUAGUGAUAACAUCUUUUCUCCCAUGAAAACUGUGGAAGUUUUCACUAGAAAUAAUGUAGUAAAAGAAUCUCCAUCUGGGAACUCUAAUGAUAUCAGCAAAUUGAUGUUUGACCCAAGCAAUCUUCAUGGAUUUCCGACCUCUGCAGAGAUCACCUGUGAUUCAGACACAUGGAUACCAUUCACAGACUCCAAAAAUUUAUUUGAAGAGAAAAAUUACAAAAAACCAAAAAUAAAAGCUGUCGUGGAUGGUUUGAUUAACCAACAUGAAGUAGGGAUCUUGCCAGAUAGCAAGAUGGAGCAAACAUUUCUAAAAGUUCCCUUUAAAUUGCCACUCCAAGAAGAAGGAAGUUCUUCUAGUUACAUCAAGAAUUCAUUUUUGAAGGCUUCGCAAUUGCCAAGACCGCAACAAGGGUCACCCUGGACUAUUGAAUUCCUCAACCGAAUCAAGGAGAAGUCCAAAAUGCAUAAAACACUUCCUCUCUGUAACACAUAUAUGAACAGCCCUGGGGGUUCAAGGAGAAUAGACAAAGGCUUCACCAGGAAAAGUCCAUCCAUUCUUGAAGGCUAUCGUUACAAAGGUGGAAACCAAGCAAAAAAGGCAUCCAAACAGAAGUUUCAGAAACGAUUUCAAUCUCCUUUGGAUUUAUCACCGAGGGAGCAGAAGCAGGGAAAUGUUUCAUCUUACUUGGCUCCAGCAUGGACCCCACUCGACAAAAGAGCUCGACAGGUUCUAUCUUUCACAAGGAAUGGAGAUGAAACUCAAAGUCGACUAAUCUGGAGCGAUGGGGCCAUUAACAACCUCAGAAAUAAGUUUCAAAGAGGUUCUUGAGCUGGCAGGUACUUCCAUGGGGACUUUGUAUAUCUCCUCAUGGUUAUAAAUUGCCUUGACUUUUCAUAUCAGAUUGGUUCCAUUUUUUAUUUAUUUUUAACUUGUGUUAGCUAUAGCUUUCCUAACUUGGGUUACAACUAUUCCAACUUCAAGGCUUGCUUAAUUGUUGAGAAGUUGGUAUUGAUGAUCCCCUAAGAAUAUGCACACAACAUAAGGCUUGAAACGGCACUUCCCUUUCUUUC